AAGAUAGAUAGAAUGGCUGAUACAGAUAAUACUCAAUCAUCAUCAACUGAUGAUAAUCAAUCAAUACAACAAGAACAAAAAGAAGAGGAGACGACCACUACACCAGUUGUUGUAUUCAAGAAACAGACAAAGAAUAGAGGAAACAUAAGAAAGAGAGACACAGAGACAACUAUAACGGAUGAAAACAAUACAGAUGGAGGAGGAGAUGGUGAUACUUCAAAUAAGAAACAAAGACAUACUGCUGCCAAAGUCAAUCAAUAUACAACAAUAACGGACAAGAAGAAUGAUUUCUCAUUCGCUUCAACAGGCUCCGCCAAGCCAUCUUACAGUGAGGCCGACUCUUCAUCAACACUAAUCGAGAGGGAGGACAACAAUGAGAAGAAGGACGAAGAUGGACCAACAAACGAUGAUGGACUAUACCGCGGCAUGAAGUCGUACAACACAUUCUUUGAGAAGAAGUCCGACCUGACGUACAAGGGCGCCGGAGUCAAGGCCGGUCCCAUCAAGGUCACCACAUCAAACUAUCGAUCGUCAGUGCGCUUCGACUUCCAGCCCGACGUGUGCAAGGAUUACAAGGAGACGGGACAAUGCUCAUUUGGCGACACGUGCAAGUUCUUGCACGACCGUGGCGACUACAAGGCUGGCUGGCAGGUGGAGAAGGAGUACGAGGAGCAACAGCUGCGGAAGCGCAAGGAGAAACAGAAUCAAAAGGAGGAAGAGUUCAAGAAGGCCACUGGCGAUGACGAAGAGCUUCCAUUCGCCUGCUUCAUCUGUCGCCAAGAGUAUGACAAUCCCGUCAUGACCAAAUGCAAACACUUCUUCUGCGAGAAGUGUGCGCUGGAUCACAAUCGCAAGAGCAAGAAAUGCUUCGUGUGCAAGGAGGCUACACUCGGCACAUUCAGUCAGCCCAAGAAGAUCAUUGACAAGCUGAUGGAGAGAUCGCGACAACAUUUUAUU
Acytostelium subglobosum LB1 is the source of this 957-nucleotide messenger RNA. RefSeq lists its product as hypothetical. The transcript has 2 exons. Gene Ontology annotation, molecular function: metal ion binding. Lineage: Eukaryota; Evosea; Eumycetozoa; Acytosteliales; Acytosteliaceae. Gene Ontology annotation, biological process: snoRNA splicing. The annotation marks the transcript as partial. The record is from RefSeq and is a predicted model, not a curated record. Gene Ontology annotation, cellular component: U2-type spliceosomal complex.